Vitis vinifera (wine grape) is the source of this 3444-nucleotide messenger RNA. RefSeq names its product E3 ubiquitin-protein ligase RGLG2. The record is from RefSeq and is a predicted model, not a curated record. The coding region runs from base 268 to 1515 and encodes 415 amino acids. NCBI's taxonomy places the organism in Eukaryota, Viridiplantae, Streptophyta, Magnoliopsida, Vitales, Vitaceae. The transcript has 12 exons.
UGUAGUGAUAACUAAUAAGUAUAGCCAGUGUGUUGGCUGGACCUGUGUUGACCCUAAUACGAUGGAGCUUGUCCUGCCUUUUAUAGUCCUCUGAAAGUAUCCGUUGCAUAUGUCUGAAUCUGAUCAUCAUAUCUCAACGGUUUCUGGCAGAUAUAUGUGAAACUCAUACAGAUUUUCAGGUUUUGAAGGUUUCUGUCAGAGAAUAGAACUCUGCUUGACAGAAGAAAGCUAUCAAAUUUGUUAGCAUACAGAGCAGGAGAAGCAAAUAUGGGGAUCAAACAGUCAAGGGCUCAGAGCUAUCACCAUAAUACCCCAUAUCAAUAUCCCCCUCCCCCUCCAUCAAUUCCUAGUUCUUCACCCUACCAUUCAUAUUCUGCAAGAUACGUUGACCCUGAGAGAAGUGGCCUGCAGGCAAGGUACUCAAGAAUUGGAGAUGAUUACAGCUCUGUAGAGCAGGUGACAGAAGCUCUGUACGAAGCUGGUUUGGAAUCUUCCAACCUUAUUGUGGGGAUUGAUUUUACCAAAAGCAAUGAGUGGACAGGUGCUCGUUCCUUCAAUCGAAAAAGCCUGCAUCAUGUGGGUGAUUCUUUGAACCCAUAUCAGCAGGCUAUAUCAAUUAUUGGAAGGACUCUUUCAGCUUUUGAUGAGGAUAAUCUCAUUCCUUGUUAUGGCUUUGGUGAUGCAACCACACAUGAUCAAGAGGUUUUCAGCUUUUUCCCAGAUGAUAGGCCUUGCAAUGGCUUUGAGGAAGUGCUUUCUCGUUACAAAGAACUAGUCCCACAAAUUCGAUUAGCCGGACCAACUUCUUUUGCUCCCAUAAUAGAAACUGCUAUUGAAAUUGUGGACACCAGUGGUGGUCAGUACCAUGUUCUUGUGAUUAUUGCUGAUGGGCAGGUGACAAGAAGUGUAGACACACACUAUGGCCAGUUAAGCCGUCAGGAACAAAAUACAAUUAACGCCAUUGUCAAAGCAAGCGAAUACCCCCUGUCAAUAGUUCUGGUUGGCGUUGGGGAUGGGCCAUGGGAUGUGAUGCAGCAGUUUGAUGACAACAUUCCUUCCAGGGCUUUUGACAAUUUCCAGUUUGUGAAUUUUACAGAUAUUACGAGGAGAAACACUUCUAUAUCCAAGAAAGAAGCUGAUUUUGCUCUGGCAGCAUUAAUGGAGAUACCAUCACAGUACAAAGCAACAUUAGACCUCCAUCUCUUGGGAUGUAGAAGAGGAACUCCUGGGAGGACUCCUCUUCCUCCUCCUGUUAAAAUCCACCCAAUAGUAAACUCCUAUACUCCAUACCAGGGUUCAAGCAACUUUGAACAGAGCAUUGCAUAUCGUUUUGCUCCUUCUCCUGCUCCCACAGACAAUUCUUCGCAUAACAGGAACUGUCCUGUAUGUUUCUUUAGUACAAAAGAUCUUGCAUUUGGAUGUGGGCAUCAGGCUUGUUAUGAAUGUGGAAAGGAGUUGGUGAAUUGCCCUAUUUGUCGUACUCACAUUACUACUAGAAUAAGACUCUAUGACUGAUGCAUCAAGCUGAGCAUCCAGAUUUGGGGACUUGACAGAAUGAAGAAUGUUUGGGAUGAUGGGGGUUCCUGCACUGCCCUUAAGCUAUUUCAGAACCUUUUAUUAUGCCUCUGUAAAUACUAGUAUUCCCAAAAUCUUCACAAACAAUGUGAUUCUGUAUGCCUUUGAUUCCUACUUUCAAAGUUUGAAUUGGGCACUUGGUGAUUGCUUGUAAUUUUUUUUUUUUUUUUGUUUGAAGGAGAUGGUUUGGCUCUUUUCUUAUGGUGACUUUAUUUUCCUUCCUUGAAGGAGUUCAUCUGCACUAUGAAUGGUUUAAACUCCAUGGAAAUGUGACAUAUUACGCUUUCUCAUCGAUGCAUUCUGGGGAACUAUGGGAUUUACAGUUUUGGGUUGGAUAGAAUCUAAGGAUCUUCAUUUGGGAAAAGUAACUCUUUACAUUUGUGAUGACCUACAGUCAGGCUUUAGCAUAGGUGAGAAGCAUACUGGUAAACCCUGUUAAGGAAAAAAGGAGGUUGUUGUCACCCUGCCAAACACAUUGCAAUUUUGCAACAAGUAAUGAUACAUGAUCAUUUUCAAGAAAUUCAGUCAUGUUUUCAUCGUAGUCCAAGAAGUGUAACAAUUUUUCCAUUCCAUCAGUAAUGCCUGUACAGAGAGACUCCCAUUCCAUGAAACUCCUCAUCAGGCAGAAAUCUAAAACAUCCCUCUACACAGACUGCAUUUGCUGACCUUCUUUCUUUGUUUGAAACUCUAAUCUAUCUAUCUUGUUAGUAUUUUAAUCAUUCGGGUUUGGGUUUAACGCUCUAAUCUUUGCGCAGGGAAAGCUUACCAAGGUCUUAACUAAACAGAAAUUUCCUUGUGGAUGAUUACAGUAGAUGAGCUCUCAUUUCUUUGGAGGUCAACUUUACCACUAAGCGGUAUGCGUUUGCGAUCAAGAUCAUUUGAAAAGAAAUCUACUUACACCAUUUUUUGUUAUUAAGGCCUUUCAUACCUCAACUCAUCCACUACAUCAUUUUCAAAGCACUUUACAACUAUUUUGGUUUGGACUGAAAACUAUGAAGAUAACUGGUUAAUGGGAUAAAGGGAAUCAACUAAAGUGGAUUCAAUGCAUGUAGUUCAAGUUGAACGCUACGGACAAACAUGUUUGGCUUACACGAAAAAGAAAACUGCCUCCUCUCUCUCAGUAGCUUCCAACUUGUUGCUUCCACCAUCUUUCACAGGUUAAUAUCCAAUAAGGUGCUUUGAAUGGCUGUAGAAGUAAUGGAAAAGACAACUUCAUAAAGCUAAGAUAGUGUGAAACUUAGAAAAACUGAGCGAAAAUUGGGUCUUCUGGUCAAAAAAUGCGGACAUUGGAGACGCUCAUGGUAGUUGAAGAUAGACAUCAAAUGAGUGGACGACCAAGAAAUUGCAAGACCCAUCACUCUUUGAUUGAAUAUUGUUGAAGGAGAUGAUAAGGCACAUACUGGUAUAUAUAGGAUACAAGAGAGCACAUAGCUUGACAUUCUUCAUUUUGAGACUCAGGAAACAGUUAUGAGGAAAGAAAUCUUGGUGACUGCUCUGGCAUGGCUCCUAGUGGUGGCAUUCGUUGUCACCUAUGCAACUGCAACUGAUCAUUUCCAGGCUGUUGAGGAUAUGGUUCAUCCCCAAGCUGGAUGUCGAUGCUGCUGGUUCAUUUGGAAGCCUCGCAUCAGUUGUGGGAAAGCCUGCUGUGGGGAUGGAUGUUGCAGUCUGAAGUGAUGCAUCAGGAACUCCAACAAUAACUAUGAUAAUAGGAAGCUGCAAUGUCUUCCCCAGAAGCAAAAUAAACCGAGUUAUAUCCUAAAAAUGACCUGGAAAUAAGGAGCUUCUGUAUGAAUUUUUCCUAAACGGGAUGUCUUUUGAUAUUCAGAUUACAUAAACUCUAGCAUAUACAUCAGUUUACUGCUUGUCAAC